Messenger RNA from Paramisgurnus dabryanus, 2613 nucleotides. It is a transcript of the gene traf1, whose product is annotated as TNF receptor-associated factor 1. Gene Ontology annotation, cellular component: cytoplasmic side of plasma membrane; plasma membrane signaling receptor complex. Gene Ontology annotation, molecular function: zinc ion binding; tumor necrosis factor receptor binding. The record is from RefSeq and is a predicted model, not a curated record. Gene Ontology annotation, biological process: signal transduction; regulation of apoptotic process; regulation of canonical NF-kappaB signal transduction. Lineage: Eukaryota; Metazoa; Chordata; Actinopteri; Cypriniformes; Cobitidae.
CGAUAAAGUCAAAAGCAUAUCAAUAUGUCAUCAUCAGAACGUGCUGUUCCUGCAGACAAAGGUUUCCGUUUAAAAAACACAAUGGCUUCGGUUGUACCAGAGUCCUUAAACGGGGGUUCAUCGACGCCGGGUGAAAAUGAAUACCCGUCGGGUUUCCCUCAGAGCAUCUGCGAUGAGCUGCCGAAGCAGAAGUAUCUGUGUAGUAACUGUAAUAAUGUAUUGAAUAAAGCGCGUCAGACGGUGUGCGGUCACCGAUACUGCCUCGCGUGUAUCAACUGGCUGCUCAGAAACAACAAGGACCUUGUGUGCACGAAAUGUAAAGAAGGGGACCAGAGCGCUGAAAACGACACUAGUGUUUUGACUACUGACCAGUUUUUCAACGAUGCAGCUAUUAAUAAGGAAAUUUUGGACCUGAAAGUUCACUGCGCUAACCAAGGCUGCCCGUGGAGAAGCACCCUGAGGAACUUUGAGGAUCAUCAGAGUCAGUGUGAAUAUGCCCUGAUUCCUUGUAACAUCGGCUGCGGCAUUAUGGUUCAGAGGAAGGCAUUGGCCACACAUCUGGAGAGAGGUUGCCCUAACAAUAAGACAACAUGUACCUCUUGCUCUGCUGUCCUGACACCUAGAGAUCUCCAGAAGCAUGUAUGCCCCAACUCAGACAAGAAGACAGCAAAAGCAGAAAAAAGACAAAAGAAAGAUCAACCCAGCAACUCCAAAAAGAAAGAGCCAUGUGUUUUCUCAGAAGUUGGUUGUCCUUUCAAGGGAAACGUUGAUAAAGUCAAAGACCACGAAUCGUGCAGUCACGUUGGUCAUCUGCAGCUUCUCUUGGAGGUCACCAGGGGUCUUCAGCGUACAUUAAAUUCCCAAGAGAGAGGCCAUCACGAAAACCUUGACUUUCUUCAGCCUGGACAGAGUGGAGCUUCUCUUAUUUCUCAUGGUGAGGGCGAGGUCGAGACAGAUGGCGGUGACUCUGGUGUCAGCGAUAAGGCUUUCAGCCUCCAUGACGACCAGGCUGAACUUGCCGUGGGGCAGCAACUGGACGCCCUGCAGCAGAGAGUGCAGGUCAUUGAGAACAUCAUCUCAGCUUUAAACCGAGAGGUCGAGAAGACACAAAUCAGUGUGGUUGCGCUGGAGAGAGACAACCAGAACAAUCAACAGAUCAUUCAACACCUAGAAGCAAAAGUGGCAGAGCAACAGCAGAGGAUGAUCAGAAAAGACAUUCAAAUUACAUCCUUACAGCAGUGCAUCAGCGCCCAGCAGGACGUCUCGUAUGAUGGCACCUUUCUCUGGCGUUUGUGUGAUGUCACCCAGAGACUGAGAGAGGCGGCGACUGGACAUAAAAUCAGUCAGUACUCGCCAGCUUUCUACACUGCCAGGUAUGGAUUCAAAGUAUGCAUGCGGCUCUAUCUGAAUGGAGAUGGAGUUGGAAAAGGAACACACAUCUCUCUUUUCUUUGUUAUAAUGAAAGGAGAAUAUGACCCCAUUCUUUCAUGGCCAUUUAGACACAAGGUUACGUUCUUUCUCAUAGAUCAGAACCAGAGGGAGCAUGUCAUCGACGCUUUCCGCCCAGACCUCUCCUCUGCUUCCUUUCACCGACCCAUCUCUGAGAUGAAUGUGGCCAGCGGCUGCCCCCUGUUCUUCCCACUGGGGAAAUUGAGGUCGCCUAAGCACGCCUACUGCAAGGAUGACACCAUCUAUAUCAAGUGCGUGGUGGAGACAUCCUCCUGAACCUGAUGGCCUGGCUGUUAAGGGGACUAGAAAUCUAAGGGAGGGUGUUUAUACCACCCUCAAAAUGUGUGGACCUGACAGAUAUUUGAACAGAAUAUGAAAUUUUUUAUUUAUACAUUACAUUUAAUUUUGUACUGCAUUUACUGCAUGUACAUCUGAUGUUUUCCUUUGCAAUGCACCAGGGGAAAAUGCUCCUUGAAUGCCGCACCCAUUCCCUGCAAUGAGAUUCCUUGUAUUCGUACACAUCUUCAGAUUGCUCUUCCAGUUACGGCAGUUCUCGAUUUUUUUUUUAAAUUAGUGAUUGUGUUGUGGGCAAACUACAUGCUGUAUAUGCUCCCAAACUUCAUUGGUUUGUGAUGGCUUACACGAUGAAAAAUAUUUGAGAAGUUGUAAAGAGUUUCAUUGAGAAUUAACUCAUCAGUUUUGAUCAAAAAGCCAUAUGCAUUUAGUUAUUGUGCAAACUGUAAAGAAUUGUAUUUACUCUUUGCACCCAUGUGCCAAAACACUUGCAUUUGCUUAAAUCAAUAAGAAAUCCCAAUGUGAUGUGAACAAGAAACUAAUUGUACAAAGAUCUGAACUUAUUGUUUUGAAAAAAAAUAUCAUUUGAGAAUUAAGCCAAAGCAAUUGAAAAAAAAACUGUAAAUGAAAAGUUUAAACUGCAUUGUUUAAUUCAAAUGAGAGCUUUCUUAAGCUGUUUCUUGUACAUUGAGUUGAAUUUGCAAUGCCUUUCUUUGGGAUUAUAAAGAAAAUAUGUUUUGAUACCUUGCUCUUGUUUUAAUAAUGGAUUUAUCCCUGCUUUGUUUUUGGAUAUAUUGUUUUGUAUUUAUUAUAAAAUUAUUUCAUGUAUUUUUACUUUACAUUUUUAUAAAUAUAUACAAAAAUAAAAAA